AUUCAUGGACAUUUUUAGUAAACUUGUAAAGGAUUUUCGGAGCGUCUUCUUUUUAAGACUGUAAUGACAAAAAUACAAUUCAACUGCAGACAUAAUGCAAAACAUUAAAAGAAUCAGUGAAAUAGGUUGAUUAUACAUUCGCUUAAAGCUUACGAAAGAAACUGAAAAUUUUUCAGUACCUUUUUUCUCCAAGUAUACUUUCAAACAAUGUCAGACUGCUAUAAAAUGGGCCUCGGUGGCUCCAAAACUGCGGAUCCCGAAGGUCCCGUUGAAACUGAAAAUGUGCCUGCGAACGAAACUGUCACUGCGAUAGAGUCCGAAAAUGUUGAUCAAUUAAGCAGCACCAACAUUGAAGGAACUUCGGAAAGUGAGGAAUUAAAUACAGCGGACAUUAUUACUGAAACGUCGGAAUCGCAGGGUGUAUCUGCUAGCGAUUCCACUCUCGAAAGUGAAAUUGACGCUCUUUCUAAAAUAAUAACAGACGCAAAAGAGGAGGUAAACAAGAGUACGGCAGAUUUUAAUGAAGAUGAAAAGUGUGCUAACGAAAUGGACAUUGAGGACAAUUUUAACGAUGCUUGUAUCGACACAAUUGUGGAAACAAAAUCGGACAGUGAGCAAGGUAUUACUGAACCUGAGAAGAAGGAAAAAAGUGAAGAAUUUCAAGAAGAGGAAUCUCGAGAGGAGAAUAGUAAAAAUACCCUAAUUAAUAUUCCAGAUGAGAGUUCAGAGACAGUGAAUAUUCAAAGUAGCACUCCCAUUUCUGAAGAAUCAACAAACGAAAAUAUUCAGGAUGUACAGAAUGAUUCUCCAAACCCCUUUGUUAGUGCAACUGAUGAAUCUGACAACAAGAAUAAUUCAAACGUAUCCACUGUUAGUAAUUUAAAUAAUAGUUUACUAAUGAUUGGCGAAGCAUAUAUUUCAGAAGACUCCCAAGGUUCAGAUUACGAAAAUCCUAUCCAAAGCGAAACGACUAAAACAGUAGAUAGUAAAACGGAAUUAAUUCAGAAUGUGGCUUCUGAUGACAAAGAGGAGGAUAUUUUGGAUAAAUGUACUGCAGAAACUGUUGAUGAAAAUGUGGAUUCGACAGAAAUAAUUACAGCCGAUGAAAUUAGGAAUGUUGACGAACCUGAGGUAAGCGAAUGCCCAACCACACCGAAAGAUGCAGCGGAUCCCGAGGCACCCAUCGAAAGUAAUUCUACAAAUGAAGCUGACGCUACAGAAAAUGUGUCAAGUCCAACUGUGACUGAUGUUCAAUCUGUUGAAUUAAUUGAAUCAAUUGAAUCAAUUGAACCCUUACCGGAUAUUUCGACAAAGUUAAAUUUGUCUGACAGUGAACAGAAUGAAGAACUUUCUUCUACUUCUCCAAAAGAAGAAUCAAACGUGUCCCUAAAAGAAAUCAAAGAUUCAAAUUUAAAAUUCUCUGACAGUGAACAGAAUGAAGAACUUUCUUCUACUUCUCCAAAAGAAGAAUCAAACGUGUCCCUAAAAGAAAUCAAAGAUUCAAAUUCAAAUUUGUCUGACAGUGAACAGAAUGAAGAACUUUCUUCUACUUCUCCAAAAGAAGAAUCAAACGUGUCCCUAGAAGAAAUCAAAGAUUCAAAUAAAAUUUGCUCUGAAGAAGAUGAUAUUACAUUACAAUUGGCUGCGGACGGAAAUUCACAAGACUUGAUUACAGAAACUAAUCAAGUACUACCUGGAGAUGAGGCAGAAGAAAUUCAAAGCACAGAUGAAGUGCCCACUACUAACGACUGUAGUGAUUCAACAUUUGAUGACAAAUUACAAGAGUCUUCAGAUAAUUUACAAGAGUUAAAUAAUGCAGCUGCAGAUGUUUGCAAUGUAGAAACUGUGGACGAUGAAAAUUUGAAUUCAAAACAGGACUUUGGUGCAAAAAGUGACGAAGAAGAAAAAACGGACAUUGUUCUCAAAUUCAUAGAUGAAGAAAAGCCAAAUGAUCUAGAAGAUGAGAAUCCAUCUGAUGUAAAUAGUGAAGAAAUUCAACAUUCUGAAGAGAAGGUCGAAUCAUUAGACAUUACUGAAAAUAUGGACAUUUCUGUUAAAACAUUAUUAACUGACGAAAUGGAAAAAAAUGAAAAUUCUGUAGAUAUUUUGAAUACGGAGAUUAGUACAGAAAAUGUUAUUAGCGAUAAUCAAAAUGAAGAUAAUGAAGAAACAAUUUUUACAUCUCUUGGCGAUGUAUUGCAAUUAGAAGAAGCUGAUGACUCAGAGAGUAAAGAGGAAAAAUGCGACGCUCCUUGUGAAAAUGAUAUUCAAGAAACUGAAGAAAUACCUCAAGUGGAAGAAGUUUCAAGUUCAGAUUUGCCAAAAUCUGAUGACAAAUUGGAAGAAAAUGAAACUGCAGUCAUACAAAGUCCUGAAAUUGAAACUCAAUUAGAAAAUCAACCCCCUGAAGAAGAAACAAUAGAAAUUUUCGAAGAUACUCAGAAUGAUUUCAAGUUUGAAGAAAAUGCUUCGCCUGAAAAUAAAUCUAAAGAUAUUGACAGUGCCUGUGAUCCCGAAUCUAUUUUUGCAAACACUGAUGUUUCUGAAUUAGAAUCUGCAGUUAAAUUUCUACAAGAAUCUGAAGAACAAAUUACAGACUCAUCCCUUGAACUUGCACCAAAAAUGAAAGUAAAUGUUGAUAAAAAAUUAUCAGAACAGGAAAACUUUUUUAUUUCUGAAAAAAUGACUAAUGAAUCUAAUUUAGAAAUAGUUUCAAGUAUUGAGUCUAUUAUAGAAAGUUCUAUUGCGAUUUCAGAAGCUGAAAUCAUUUCUGAAGCGGCGAAAUUGGAAAGUGAACGAAAAGCUACUCAGAGUUCGAUUGCAAUUUCAGAACCUGCGAAAUUGGAAAAUGAACAUAAAGCUACUCAGAGUUCGAUUGCAACUGCACAAGCUGCGAAAUUGGAAAGUGAACGAAAAGCUACUCAAAGUUCGAUUGCAAUUUCAGAAGCUGAAAUUAUUUCUGAAGCUGCAAAGUUAGAAAGUGAGCGCAAAGUAAAAUUGUCGGAGGAAAAUCCUAAAACAGAGGUAAAUUCCACUGAAUCUUCUUCAACCGAGUCAGAAAGUCAAAACAUAAAUGAAGAAUCUGCAUUGAGGACUUCGGAAGUGCCAUUUUCUUUCAAAACAUCAGUUUUGGAGGAGCGACUGAAAGAACCGCCGAAAAUAGUAAUUCCCAAUCAGGAUGUGGUGAAAACAUGCGACUCGUCUCCAGCGUCGAAAUCAAGUCUAUUGAUUCAAAAAGAUGCGAAGCAAACCUAUUCGAAAGUUGAAUGUUCUAUCAAAGCACCCGAGAAAGUGGAGAAUUCGAGGAAAGACGAAAAAACCGAUUCGGAGAAUGUUGGAUCACCUAGAAUAAUUUUGAAGAUUGCAAAGUCUGCAAUAACAGAUUGCGGCGAACCGAAAUCGCCAAAGAGUCCCAAGGUGCGAUCUGCGGCAAAUUCUCCAAAUCCAGACGACAGCCCGGGUCAAAAGUUAGGUAAAAUAAAGUUAAAGUUAUCUAAAAGUGGACAUCUCUCUAUUGUGUCUAAUGAAAAUGUGGAGGAAGUCUCUCAUCGCUUUACGGAAAGCGAGAAUAGACCAACUCUGUCUCCUCUUGGCAUGAAGAUUAAACUGUCAAAAUCUGGCGAGGCUUCAGUGAUUCAGGCAGAAAAGGUCGAGGACGAUGAAAAAGUUGAACAGAAACCUGAGGAAGGUAAGAAGCCCGAAUGUGCACUUGGUAUGAAGAUUAAGUUAACCAAGUUUGGUGAUGCAUCAAUAGUAUCGCAAGAUUUAAAAGAAAGUUUGCCCAAAAGCAAAGAAAAGUCAGAAACAGCUCCGGAAGUAUCGAAGAAGAGUGAAGCCUCUCUAGGUAUGAAACUGAAACUAUCGAAAACGGGAGACGUUUCAAUUGUGCCUUCGGAGAAACAGGAGCCUCAGCAAGAGUUAACAAGGCGGACUGAAUCUCCUCUUGGAAUGAAGAUUAAACUAUUGAAAGGCGGCGAUGCAUCUAUUGUUUCGUCAGAUUGUUCCGAAGAGGCGAAAGUAAUUCCAAUUGUAAGUGACAAAAGAGACAUUACAGAAAGUGAUAAAUUUAGAAGUGAAUCCCCAGUUGGCAUGAAAAUAAAAUUGGCCAAAACUAAAGGUGGAUCGGCAAUUGUUUUAGUCGACAGCACAGAGGAAAGAACGGAAAAAUUAGACGUUCCGGAUAAUACUUCGAAACGAACGGAAUCUACACUAGGUAUGAAAAUAAAAUUAUCUAAAUCCGGAGAUGCAUCCAUUAUACAUCAAGAAGUUCCCGAAGUUACUACCGAAUCAGCGAAGCAAAAAGAGGUUUCAGAAACUGCUGCAAGUGUACCGGCGAAACCCACAGAUUCUCUCGGCAUGACUAUUAAAGUAUCGAAGACAGGCGAGGCAACAAUAUUGCACUGCAAAUCUGCUGAUUUAUCAGAAAAAUUGGAUCACUCCGAGGAAUCUAAAGGUAAAGAACAUUCAGAAACGCUUAAAACUGUCGAGUCGUCAAGUUCAAUGAAAAUAAAAUUAGUAAAAACCAGCGAUUCUCCUACAGUGCAACAUGAGAUUAUCACCGAAACUGAAUCAACAAACACUGAAUCUUGUAAAUCAGAAAAGGAACCAAUUCUGGAAAUAAAGUCUCCUCAAACAGCGAAAGUGAAGCAUGCGAGACUCAAGGAAUUAACUUCCGCGGAUCCGGAGAGAAAAGAAAAACAAAAGACUACUAAAGACUCAGGUAAACGACCUGAGGAACAUUCCUUAGAAAUGAAAAUUAAAUUGUCGAAAACCGGUCAUCCUACAAUUGUAACAUGCGAAAGUCACUCAGAUCCCUCUUCCAGCAAAAUUAAGGAAACAUUUGAUACGCAAACCAAUUUGCCCUACAAAUUUCAUGAGGCUAAGAAGGAAGAAGUAUAUUCCUUCGCAUCGCAGAAUAAGGAAUCCGAAGUUAUGAUCGAAUCGCCAAAUUCACAAGUUCCCAAAAAAGAUGUUUCGAAAGAGAUCUGUCACAAGCGGAAAGAUAUUAGUUUUUGUCCAUCCGAACCAAAGAAGCUCAAGUUUGAAACGAAUUUAAGUAACAUGUUACCUGAAGUUACAAUCCAACCUGUGGCAUCGAAGCAACAGAAACGAAUAAUCCUCGAGUCAAGCAGCACCACUCCGCUUGAAAAAAUAAAGAUAAAUCAAGAAAUUAGCAUAACGGAAAUUAAAUCAAAGGUUAGCAUCAAACCCUUACCAACAAGUAGCGUCGCUGAAGAGAAAGUGAUUAAUAAAAUGUUCACUUCAUCUCCUACGAGUUCAGACUGUGAAAUUAUUGAGCACAGACCCGAAUUGGUUAUUGUUAACGAAAACUCAAAUUCCAGCCAGGAUGUUGUUAUAAUAGAAGAAGUUCCUUCAGUUCGAAUGUUAGAAGUUAAAAUACCAAAGAAAAGAGGCCGGCCACGAAGAAACGACACAACAUCAAGAUUCGUGGAACCAAUUCAAAUUAUGUUACCUCGGGAUCCUCUUGCUUUAGAUGACGCCUCAUCGCUUUCUCAGGAACCGAAGGAAAAUGAAAGACCUAGAAGAACUUGCAGAAGUCAGAAAAGUUAUGCGCCACCCAAGAGAGGAAGAGGAGGGCGAGGUCGAGGAAAAAGAAAACUUGAUAACACUGAAAUGUUACUACACAAAAAGUCAAGAGUUGAACAAGAUUUAACUGCUAUUGAAAAAUCCACAAUGAGUAUCAUUGCAAUAGAUAGACCGCAAAAGAAAAUUGAAAAAAUGAAAGAAAAAUUAUGUGAUAUUCCUAUGCCUUCCACGGUGACGCUAAUUAAGGAUGUUUCUGAAAGUUUGCCAAGUAAUUUAGAGAAGAUAUCUGAAAAAAUGUCUAUUUCGAAUUACAAUAAAGAGGAAUUGGGAACUUCGAAUGAUAAUGAUAAGAAUAAUGCAAUGAUAAAUGAUCAUCAGAAUUGGCUGACGCCUACUUCGAAGAAAGUUUCUGAGCCUUCUUCCACCCGCAAUGAAUCUAUUUCAACAGUUCAAGUUAUAGACGAGGAAACAAGAAUGAGUGCAGAAUCUGGAUCGAGAUCACAAACACCAGCCAGAAAUAUAACAGCCUCCGAGACAGUUAUAAACGAAGAAUCUCAAGGUAGUGUCCUGAGUACAGCAACUACAGAAUCUGAAAGAGUAAAAGUUAAAAACCGACGAAUGGAAAUUAAUUUCGAUCCUGAUGAGGGUUCAUUCACAGUCGACAAGAUUGCUGAAUACGAAUGGCCCGUUGACAGGAAAGGUGAAACUUUCAUGGUGCAAGAGCAAAUUUCGCAAUACUUGGGAGUGAAGUCGUUCAAGAGAAAAUAUCCAGAUUUAAAACGCAGAAUAGUGGACAUGGAGGAAAGGAAUUACUUGAGAGAAAAUGCUUUAGUUAGUGAAGCAAUGUGUGACAUGGGACUUACUGCUUUACCUAGUUCAGAAGUUUUGGACAUUAUGUGUAGCGACUUUCCUGAUCAGUAUGAAGAGUAUCGUAAGCAUAUGCGUGAGAAACAAGUUAAAGAACAUUCUAAGAAGCAGAAGGAGCUAACGGCAGCAGCAAAUGCAGAGAGAAAUAGAAUAGAUCUUGCAGAAAUGGCGAUGCAGUCUGCCCUAUCGUGGAAUGUUAAUUUAAACAGAGCUCGCAAUGAUAACAGAAAAUCAAGUUUAGACUUGCAAACUUUUACCAUUCAUUUGCCUAAGAAGGAACCAAAAGUUGAAGCGGAUCGUCCUUCGAGCUACUAUCCUGUUGCUCUUAUUCCCGGACAGUUCACUGAUUAUUACCGAGAAUACACGCCUGCCGAGUUGAGAUAUUAUCCUCUAAAUACAGUUUUAUAUGGACCUAUGAAACCCAACGAGCAAAAAUUCGACAGUCAGUCGGAAGGGUCUCAGAGUGAUAGCGACAGUGACUCUUCAUCUGAUGAUUCAAGUUCAUCAUCUAGCGAUGGAACCCAAGGAACAGAAGCUUCUCAGUCCACAAUGGAUGACGUUGACAUGGAAUUGGUAUUACAAAAGACUGAAGGAAAAUCAGUCAAAUUAAUUUGUUAAUAAAUUUAUUGGAUAAAUUUGUAUAAAGUUGAAUAUCGUCGAUGAUAAGUUUCCAAUUAUUUUUUCUAAUGUAAAAAUUAAUAGGUUUAUAGUAAUAAAAUCUUUGUCAUAUUACAAUUAAA
This is a messenger RNA of Leptopilina heterotoma, 7154 nucleotides long. RefSeq names its product titin homolog (gene e(y)3). The coding region runs from base 208 to 7032 and encodes 2274 amino acids. The transcript has 6 exons. The record is from RefSeq and is a predicted model, not a curated record. Lineage: Eukaryota; Metazoa; Arthropoda; Insecta; Hymenoptera; Figitidae.